AAUAUUUAUUAGAUAAGACCCAACAACAAAUCUGCAUUCAACAUUUUGUGGCAUCGAAAUAGUCUCUCCUUUCAUAAAAAAAAUCCCCAAAUUAUUGUUUUCCUCCAAAAAUUUGUUGAUUUUUUUUUUGUUUUUAACAUAGUGGGUAUCUGUAUGAAAUGAAGCAUGUGAAGAACAAACUUCACCUUACCAACUUUAUUACAUUCGCAGAUGGAAGGCAAUCAUAAUUCCACCCCUAAGGAUUACUACAAAAUAUUGGAAGUUGAGUAUGAUGCAACUGAUGAGAAGAUCAGGUUAAAUUACCGAAAGCUUGCACUUAAGUGGCACCCUGAUAAGCACAAGGGUGACAGCUCCGUCACCGCAAAGUUCCAAGAGAUAAACGAAGCUUACAACGUGUUAAUCGACCCUGAUAAACGGUUCGAGUAUGAUAUUACUGGAAUAUACGAGAUCGAUAAGUAUACCUUACGAGAAUAUCUUGCCAGAUUUAAAGGGAUGAUUCUUACUUGCAACGGGCUCGGAAUCCCUCAUACAUCAAUAUGGACACAACAACUAAGAGAAACAAAUGAAUAUGCAGAUGAUGAAAAAGGAUGUAUCUGUUUACUCAACAUGUCGAUGCCAUAUGAUCGGCAGGGCCACUAUAUGAAUCGAAAAGCCGUAAUUUUAUCGGUAUUGAUCAUUUCAUACUCAUUGAACCUGAAUUUGUAAGUUAUCUUAUUUGUAUUAUUAUAUCUCCGGGUAGACGAACAUUGGGUAAAAGAAACUUUUUUCGUGCUGAUACGAGAUGUGUUUCAAUGAGGCUUGGCUUUAGAUUGUAUGAGUUCAAUUGAAUAACUGAAUAUAUGUGUGUAUAUAUAUGUAAUUUAGAUAUUGCCAUGGCAUUGCUGAUGCUGCAAUCUUAGCUUAUCUAAAUUUGUGGAGAGAUAAA
This is a messenger RNA of Gossypium arboreum, 925 nucleotides long. RefSeq lists its product as uncharacterized. NCBI's taxonomy places the organism in Eukaryota, Viridiplantae, Streptophyta, Magnoliopsida, Malvales, Malvaceae. Gene Ontology annotation, cellular component: nucleus; cytoplasm. The record is from RefSeq and is a predicted model, not a curated record. The transcript is spliced from 7 exons. Bases 211 to 705 code for a protein of 164 amino acids.